UGUGAUGGUGUGAAUUCCACCAUUGCAAAUAUGGUUACACUACACCAAACAAAGCUCUUGCAUUUCUCUACAUGCGUUGCUCGAGGUUUCACAAAGUAUCCAAAUGGUCAUCAAUUUCCUAAUGAGUUUGCUAUGAUAAGCAGAGGUCAAGUCCAGCUUGGAAGGAUCCCAAUGACUGACAAGCUUGUUUACUGGUUUGUAACAAGGCUCAACACUGCUCAAGAUUCAAUAAUUUCAAAAGAUCCAACUCUUAUACGACAAUCAUUAAUGGAGUCGAUGGAGGGUUUUCCGAUACAUGCGAUGGAUAUGAUACGAAAUUGCAAGCUGAACUCUUUGCAUCUCACUGACUUGAAGUACCGUCCACCAUGGGAUUUGCUUCUUAACAAAUUCAGUAAAGGAACAAUGGUAGUUGCUGGUGAUGCAAUGCAUGCCACUGGUCCAUUCAUUGCACAAGGUGGCUCAGCCUCCAUUGAAGAUGCAAUUGUUCUUGCUAGAUGUCUAGCACAAAAGAUGCAUAAUACAACAAACGGCAUAAUGGCGCGAAGUACUGUCGAGGAAGCAUUUGAUAAGUACGUGAAAGAGAGGAAGAUGAGAAUUUUUUGGCUCUCUUUAAAUACUUAUCUUGUUGGGAAGAAGCUUGAUACAAAAUCAUGGAUAGUAAGAUUUUUAUUCAUGGUAAUCAUUCUUGUUCUAUUUAGAGACCCAGACUGUCAUUCACACUAUAAUUGUGGAACUCUACAUGAAGAGGAAAGUUUAAAUUACAUAUGAUUUGAAAUAAUAAUCUUGUGGCAUAUAGGUAUGUAAAACCUCAUUAUAUGUUAUGCUUGUAUAUGUAUUGUGCUAAGUGUGACAUCCUGCCAUAAUGUGAU
Molecule: messenger RNA, 869 nt
Organism: Medicago truncatula (barrel medic)
Lineage: Eukaryota; Viridiplantae; Streptophyta; Magnoliopsida; Fabales; Fabaceae
Product: monooxygenase 1
Exons: 2
Coding region: 31-768 (245 amino acids)
Molecular function (GO): FAD binding
Source: RefSeq, a predicted model, not a curated record